Diuraphis noxia (Russian wheat aphid) is the source of this 873-nucleotide messenger RNA. Its product is annotated as putative serine protease K12H4.7. Gene Ontology annotation, biological process: proteolysis. Lineage: Eukaryota; Metazoa; Arthropoda; Insecta; Hemiptera; Aphididae. The record is from RefSeq and is a predicted model, not a curated record. Gene Ontology annotation, molecular function: dipeptidyl-peptidase activity; serine-type exopeptidase activity.
AUGAGUACCAAAAAUUUAGUAUACUUAAGUAGUGAACAAGCAUUAUCGGAUUUGGCGGAAUUCAUUGUCAAUAUUCGAACAAUUUAUAAUAUUCCAGCCACUGCUAAAUGGGUAGCAUUUGGAGGAUCUUAUCCAGGAUCUUUGGCUGCAUGGUUGAGAAUGAAAUUUCCACAUUUAGUGCAUGCUKCAGUGUCUUCAAGUGGUCCUCUAUUGGCAAAAAUAGAUUUUAAAGAAUAUUUUAAGGUGGUAGAAAAUGCAUUAGCAACGUAUUCACCAGAAUGUGUAUUACAAAUAAAACAAGCAAAUCAAAUGAUCGAUAACCAAAUUAAAACAACCAAAGGAGCAAAAUUAAUUGAAAACAAAUUCAAUUUUUAUAUGAGUAUGGCCCAUGCAAGUUUGUUGUCUAGAUCAGUGCUUCUCAAUCUGUUUAGUACUGCGACCCAAAUUUCCCCCGAAAAAUUUUUCGCGACCCACAUUGUUUCACUUUUCAAAAAGUAUAAUUUUGAUCUUUUGUCUAAUGCAAUUAAAAGAAGUAACAUGAUGUACGGUGAAUUGAACAUAAAAGAAAAUCGGGUAAUUUAUGUUCACGGGUCWGUUGAUCCAUGGCAUGCAUUAGGCAUUACUCACACAAAUACCAAAAACAACGUUGCAAUUUAUAUUGAAGGAACAGCUCAUUGUGCAAAUAUGUAUCCUCCAUCUCCUACAGAUCUUCCUCAGCUUAAAAAUGCUCGUGAGACAAUUAGAGCAUUUUUGAGUGAAUGGUUGACAGAAAACGAUUUUGAUAACUCAUCUGAAGUCGACAAUAUACAAUUUAAGUACAAAGUAUAAAAUUCAUUAUUUUUGCUUUUUUCAAAAUCAAAUUUUUAUAAGAUA